This is a messenger RNA of Drosophila serrata, 1775 nucleotides long. RefSeq lists its product as uncharacterized. The record is from RefSeq and is a predicted model, not a curated record. Lineage: Eukaryota; Metazoa; Arthropoda; Insecta; Diptera; Drosophilidae.
AUACAGUUUGCUUUUCAGCCAACGCCGCAAUCCAACGCUUCAGAUUCAGCUUCAAAGGCAGCAUUAUUUCGGGAAAUCGCGUCCUUUGUAAUCGCAACGUGUGACAGACCCCACGAAAACCGUUUUCCCAGCAACGCGCGCACUUUUCCCCCACGCGAACGGACAGGCGAAAGGUCCUUAGGACGGACCCUUUGUGUGCUUCCGUCUUAUCGCUCCUAUUUUGCAUAUUUAUGUUUGCUUAACCAUUCCGUUUCGGUGUCAAAAAGCGUGCCCCAAUCCCGGCAAUAACAGCCAGCGAGCCAAAAAGGAGAGCUUAACUGGAAAUUGUACAACACAAAAGUGAAUUACAAAUCAAUUGAGAAAGCAGCAGCCCCUCCUCGUCAGCGAGACAUUGAAGCCGAUUGAAGUGAGCUCCUAAGGGGAAAGGAAGAGCAAACAACAGAUCCCGCAUGAGUAACAGCGCCAUGGUGGCCGUGGCCAUUUGCUGCAUUCUCGUCCUGCUGGCCGUCUUCAUUGUGAUCAUCAUAGUCGUCGGCCAGACGAUCGAGGAGCCCAAGUGAGACAUGCUCCAGCUGGGACCUGGCAACUUCCCAGAUGGAUAACAGAGGCCCCCCAACUGUUAGUUUGCCGGGGCCGCCAGCAAAAAUCAUCGCCACCUCAUCAUCCGCCAGCAUCAUCAACAUAUUUCGCCCCAGAGAAAAUUAGCCCAGGAAACCCAGCGCGCAGGAGUAGAAGGAGCAGGAGGAGCGGAGUAAAUGCGUCCCAUCGUCAGUAUCCAUUGGCUGUGAUGUGAAAUUUUUAGAAUUUGUGAAGCAAAAAAAACCAAUCGAGAAAUCAACCCAACAACACAUAAUUUCGGAACAUUCCGCCUCCCGAUAACAACAACAACACAUACACAUCGUCAUGUAGCGCAUUUCAGUGUGUGUUUGGUGUUGUCAAUAUAUAUAAAACAUAAAUGUAUAUAAAUACAAGAUAUAUAUAGAGAGAUAUCUAGAGAGAUAUAUAUGUGUAACCCAACCGUCGUAACGUUGCGUUCUUUUUUAUAAAAGUGUUGUUAACAAACCGAUUUUUAUUGAUGUUUUAUUGAUGUUGAAUACAACGUAUAUACAUGCAUAUAUAUACCACAAGAAUAGGUGGAAUAAGUAUACUUAAAAUGUCCAGCGAGUGCCAAGGAUCAAAAGGAUAAGGAUCGAGAAAAGGAUCGGAUGGAGCAGGACAAUAGGGAAUGCAACCGGAGAGCUCAAUUGUUUAAAUAUAUAUUUAUAUAUACCCUAAGAUCAUAUCAAGUGGAAAGGAUGCCAGCAAUUGCACUUGUUAAUUGCACAGCAGAGCAGCAAGGAGGCGAUGUCCUGGAGCAUAGAUAUAAAUAUAAAUAUAAAUAUAUAUACCUACAACAUAUAUAGGAGAUAUGAAUUAUAUAGCGGAGAUAUGCAUUUUAUAUAUCAAACAACUUUUGGAUAAGUUUUACGUGUGCGUGUAACUAGAACUAGACAACUAUGGAAAUACUGAACAAAAAAAUUCGACAACUUAAUCCCUAUUGCAACAUUAUGAAUCCUGAAUAAGCCAUUGAAUGUUAUUUACCACAACCCAGACUCCAAUUAAAUCUCUUCAAUGUAAAACGUACGUGCGCUAUUUAUAAAUCGAUAAAAAAAAACGAAUUAAAAUAUAAAACCCGCGCCAAUUCAACUCAAUUUUAAUCGUUGCAAAUGCCAAAAUCAGCAAACACAAUAUGCAACAAAUGAUCAACCAUGCGCUGCAUAAAUUAAUAAAUUAAU